Messenger RNA from Meloidogyne enterolobii, 1493 nucleotides. NCBI's taxonomy places the organism in Eukaryota, Metazoa, Nematoda, Chromadorea, Rhabditida, Meloidogynidae. The record is from the annotation of a GenBank genome assembly.
UAAAAAUGACUCGAACGCCGGUCCGACUCGAAAACGGCAACCCUAAUAAUAAUACAUAUAUUUUUAAAGGAGGAAGAGGAGUUGUUGAUCACCGUGUAGCAAAUAGACAGAAUUGCCCUCCGCCUCCACCGCCCGGUCAAUCAACUACACCAUUCUCAGAAUUAAACUUUUCGCUAGUCGAAUUGUCAUUCAUGAUUGGAAUGUUUAAACAAAUAGAUAUUGAAACAUUGGAUAUGGGAAUGUUAGAUAUUCUCAAUGGAUAUAAAAUAGCAAAGUUAGAUACUUUGAGAAUUCAAGAAGAAACUGAUCAAUUUAAGUUGAUAAAUAGAAUGUUUGAUAAAAUUGAAAAGGUAACUUAAGUAGCUUAACAAAAGUCCAAAGGGCUAAACCUUUGGAAUUGGGAUGGAUCGAUGCCAAAGGGGUUUUGGGUUGAGAGAUUAAUUGGUGAGGCGAUCCACAGUCUUGCCAGCCCUGGGAUUCGCGGUGGCUUUGGAAAGGCCUGGAAAUAUUAAUGUGGUUGAUGAACAGGUAGGGGCAUCCUUCAGAGUGCCGGCUGGGGGAUUUGGAGAUUGAGUGGGGUUUUAAAAAAUUUUUUGCGAAACGGGAUCCCGCGGGAUAAAUCCCGCGGGAUCCCGUCCCGCAAAACGAAAAAAAUGCGGGAUUGCGGGAGCGGUAUCCCGCAAAAUCACGCGCGGGAUCCCGUCCCGCGCCGACCUCUAAUAUUUGAAAUAAUAAAUUAAAUGAGUUUGUCAAUGGAAAGUUAAGUAAAAGGAGUGAAAUGAGGAUUUGGGAAGCAUCGGGAAUUUGGGGUUUUAUCGGAUGAACGCAUUUGAACUUGUUCAUAUGUUGUUCAUCCUUUGGUUAUGUGAAAAGUCGGGGUCGGGACUUGGAUAAAUUUAUGAGUCUCGAGUCCGGGGCUAACAGGCGAUGUUUUGUCAGGACACCGUUUCCUAGUAACAUGUUCAGAAACUGUGUGGUCCCUGCUCCAAAAAUUAUUUUAAAUCAUAUGAUUCAAGAUUUUUAAAAUUUAUAAACAAAAAGGUUAUCAACUUUUAUGACAAUUUAUUGGAUAAAUUCCAACAAAUAAUAGCUUUUAUAAAACAUAUAGAACAAAAUGAACGAAAUAUUUUUAUUUCUUGGCAUUUAUUUGGUUUUGUUAGAAAUUUGAUUCGUUCUUUUGUUUCGCAAAGCGGUCAUUAUAAAAGAAUAUUUCCUCAAAAUAUGUAGGUAUUUUUUAUUUAAUUUACUUAAAUUAAAAUAUCCGAAUUCCAACAUAUAUAGGUAGGGUUUCACAGGAAGUUCCGGUUCCGGGAAGCCGGCGUUUUUUGGUUACGGUUCCGGGAACCGGAACUCAAAUUGGAUUUGGUUCCGGAAAGUUUCGGCAUUUUUUGGUUCCAGUCCCGUUCCGGUUCCGGGAACAGGGACUCUAAUAAGAUCCGGUUCCAGCAUCCGGUUAAAAUUUCGAUUUCGGUGAAACAAGCACUAUUAGGUAG